AUGUCAUCGUGUUUAUCUCGUCAACCAGAUGAAUACACUGUCAUUCUGUCUACUGAAAAUUCUGUAAAUACAAACCAACUGUAUUCAACCAGCACACCAAAUUCGCAGUUACUGAAUCACUCUGAUAAGCCCAAACGACGACGUGCUGUCACGAAAAAAACUACUCCAUUGACUAUUAACCUGACAAACUGCAAAUACGAUAUUGUAAAAGAAUGUGCAACUUUGUUUGGCUGCAAACUCGUCGAGGAUCCAUUGUCAUGGCAUUUGUUUUGGAUAGAUACAGGCGUAUCUAUGGAGCGAGUACUUGAAAUGAAAUUAAACCAGAGAAUCAAUCAUUUUCCAGGAAUGCAUGAAAUCUGUCGAAAGGACCAUCUUGCACGCAACUUUACUCGUUUAUCACGCAUCUUUCCAAAAGACUACAACUUUUUCCCAAAAACGUGGAUCCUUCCAAAUGACUGGGGUGAAUUCAAUCUGUUUCAUAAAUCAAAAUCAAGGUCAGGACCAUACAUUGCAAAACCUGACCAUGGGUGCCAAGGAAAGGGGAUAUUUUUAUUCAAAACACCUGAUCAACUUUACGAAUCACAAAGCACCAGUGGGUCUAAUCCAGCUCCAAAUGCAUCUAUACAAAACAAUCCAAACAUAUCUGGUGGAUUGAUUGUUCAGAGCUAUUUAUCCCAGCCAUGCCUUAUUGAUGGAUUCAAGUUUGAUCUCCGUAUUUACGUUUUGGUGACAUCCAUCUCCCCACUUCGGGUCUUUGUUUAUCGCGACGGUCUUGCCCGAUUCGCAACAGAUCUAUACCAUCCACCCACAGAUAAAAAUAUAAACAACACACGAAUGCAUUUGACAAACUAUGCCAUAAACAAGCACUCGGAAAAAUUUGUAGUGGACGAUAUGAAUGGCAGUAAGCGAUCAUUGAAGGCUGUAUUACAGUUCUUGGCUGAAUCUCGUGGUGUAGACACUGAUGCAUUGUGGAAUCGAAUAUGCGAUAUAAUUGUAAAAACAAUUCUGGUUGUACAGCCAGUAAUCAGUCGUGGGCUAAAGUCUUGGCUUCCUUCGUCCAUGAUCGAAUUCCAAGAUCUAAAAAAACCUACAGGUUCUAAUCUGUCGUCAGCACACUCUACCCAUUCGUCGUAUUCAUCAUUUUCAACCCCAACUCACAAACCUACAGCUUUGCCACUAUCGGGAAUGGGAAGCCAGUGCUUUGAAAUUCUUGGAUUCGAUAUCUUUUUAGAUUCGAAAAUGAAACCGUGGGUGCUUGAAGUCAACCACUCGCCAAGCUUCACCUGCGAUAGUCCACUCGAUCGUGAGAUUAAAUCCGGAGUAAUUACUGAUGCGCUAAACUUGUUAAAUCUAAGUGCUGGAAUGACCAAAAAGCUGCAAAAAAAAGAAAAGGCCCAGAGUUUGUCCCGAUUGUGGAAAGCACCAGAUCUGCCCGUGAAUGAUUUGAAUGCAUCCUUUACAUUGAGCAAAAAACCUGUUUCAAAAACUUUGGCUGUCUGUAAAGGAAAUUCUCUCAAACAAGCAACCGGUUCAUCUUGCGUAAAAGGAAUUCAUACUUUGAAGAAUGUGUCCAAAUUAAUGCAACAAUCUGGAGAUUCACCCAUUGACAAUUCUGAUUGUGAAGACUCGAGCUCAAGUGAUCCACACGACACCACAUCCUGUUUUACAACCCCAAACUGGAAUGCUGAAGAACCAGUAAUGGCUCAAGGUUGUUUGGAAAUGCAAUCAUUUAAUUCAAACAAGUUUUUUGAUAUACAAAUGGCAGCCAAUUUUCCAUUUAAACCACAUCCAAUCGCAGCCCUAAAGUCAUCUAGACCAGGCACGGCUGGAUCUGUAGAAUACGAAACUGGACAUAUCAGCCAGCAAUCAAACCAAAGCCAUUUUCAACUAAUCCAAGAAUCUAUACAAAACAAUGAAUCGAAUUCCACACAAGACAGUAGUACCGACAAUGAAAUUUGCCAUACUACCAAAAACACGAGUAUAUUGGUUGACCCAAUAUAUUCACCCCUAAAGGAAUCUAUAUCUGGUCGUCGGAAAUCUACAGUUUGCACAAAACGUCUGCAGGCAUGCCAAGAAGCACUUGCAGCAUAUAUUAAAAAGUACAAUCAAGAUUGUCUUGCUCAACUCACCGGCUUUGAGGAUGCUCACAUGGGCCAGUAUGAACGCAUUUUUCCUCCAUCCGACACAAAACAGCUAUCAAAAUAUUUGUACUUGAUGCAUGAACCAGUAACUUGGUCGUCUGAAACCAAUUCAACAAAAGCAAGAAAAGAGCACCUUGAACGCAAAAAACACCAGGAAUUAGACCAACAACGCAAAAUUGAAAGUUGGAAGCUGCGACAAAAGCGUGAUAAUCCUCAUAUACAGUCCAAAGUCAACUCUUUGGCAAAUCAAACUGUGCUGGAUGCUCGUCGUGCUAUGGAUUCAAAUGGCUUGAUCGUUUCAAAGAACGAACGCAUUGAUUAUCAAAAAUCUGGUUCUGAAUCUGGUAUAACGCUAUGCUACAAGAAAGAUGUAGGAAAUACUGCGUUUGAUAUCAAAAAGUGCUUAUCUGAUUUAAAAAGUUUGCCCAAUUUAUCUUUUGGCUCAACUAAUACCUCAAUAUUGGCCGAAUCUUAUCCGUGCACACUGCAUUACUCUUUGCUUGACAAAGUCUCAUCUUUUCCACGCUCAACAAAACAGCAUGUUCCAGUCAAGAUCAAUAAUCUAGAUGAGCGUUUUGGUCAAUUACGUGAUCAUUCUCAGUCUCUCUCCAAUCAAAAAUCAACUAUAAACAGUCGUCAAACCGGAUCACGCAUUCGUAAAAAUAAUUACAAUCUCAACAAUACAACAUCUGGAUCCAUGAAUUCAUUACUCUUGGAGUCACCACAUGAUAUCAGAUUUGUAUCAAGCAGCUCAUUGAAUACGCUUGUCAAAUCCAAAUCUACAACUCGCAAAUAUCCAGACAAAAAUUCUCUCAACUCGGUUUUGACAACCUCUUUAAGCUCUUUGCACAAUACAGUCAUUGGUUCUAGAUCCCGUCUAAUGUAA
This is a messenger RNA of Batrachochytrium dendrobatidis JAM81, 3027 nucleotides long. RefSeq lists its product as uncharacterized. Gene Ontology annotation, cellular component: cilium. Gene Ontology annotation, molecular function: tubulin-glutamic acid ligase activity; tubulin binding. The record is from RefSeq and is a predicted model, not a curated record. The transcript is spliced from 3 exons. The coding region runs from base 1 to 3027 and encodes 1008 amino acids. Gene Ontology annotation, biological process: protein polyglutamylation; microtubule cytoskeleton organization. Lineage: Eukaryota; Fungi; Chytridiomycota; Chytridiomycetes; Rhizophydiales.